Messenger RNA from Cyprinodon tularosa, 1332 nucleotides. RefSeq lists its product as uncharacterized. Gene Ontology annotation, biological process: DNA integration. Gene Ontology annotation, molecular function: nucleic acid binding. The coding region runs from base 1 to 1332 and encodes 443 amino acids. The record is from RefSeq and is a predicted model, not a curated record. The transcript has 2 exons. NCBI's taxonomy places the organism in Eukaryota, Metazoa, Chordata, Actinopteri, Cyprinodontiformes, Cyprinodontidae.
AUGCAUCUGGAUAUGGAGAAGAGGGGAUCCAGCACUCUCAAGCAGCAACCCUGUCAGGAUGCCAGUGCUCUCCAGCAGCAGGAUGUCGGCAGCUGGCUCGGUCCACAGCAUGGUGUGCCUCAGCAUGCAGAGCCAGGCAAUAGGCACGAGUUUAAGGGGGAUCCAGGCGACACCCAAUUUCUGUCACAGCAAGUCAGAGAAGAUGGAGCAGCCAGUGAGGAGGUGGUUCAGUGCGGGAUGGAAGCUGCCCUGAAUUUUGACACUGUUCCAGAUCUGACAUUAGACAGUCCUAAUUUUGGUCUGUUUGAAAUGAACACAGACGAUUGUCGGCUGUGGGGGUUACGAGUGGUUGUUCCUAAGAAAUUAAGGGACCAGUUGAUUUCUGAACUGCAUGAACACCACUGGGGAAUAGUGAAGAUGAAACCCCUUGCCAGAAGUUUAUUCUGGUGGCCAGCAGUAGAUGAGUGCAUUGAACAGGAAGUCAGUGAGUGUACUAUUUGUCAAAAGCAGCGUAGUAUGCCUUGUACUGCGCCAGUGCAUAAAUGGAAAUGGGCUGCCAGCCCCUGGGAGAGAAUCCAUCUUGACUUUGCAGAGGACCACAAGCAGAUGUUUCUGGUAGUUAUGGAUGCUUAUGCUAGAUGGCCAGAGAUUAUUCCUAUGCAUACUACUACUUCUCUUAAAACAAUUGAAGCAUUGAGAAAUUUGUUUGCUGCUUACGGGUUUCCGAAAGAAGUUGUUACAGAUAACGGUCCUCAGUUUGUUUCGCAAGAGUUUGAGUACUUUCUAAAGAAAAAUGGAGUGCAGCACAUUAAGUCACCUGCGUACCACCCUGCCAGCAACGGAUUAGCAGAGCGCUUAGUUCAAAACCUUAAGAAAUCGCUAGCAAAGAAUCGAGCCAUAGGUGGUAUGUCGCUUGAGCACUGUGUUGCAAAUUUUCUUUUAGGGUACCGAAACACGCCCCAUACCACUACAGGAAAAACUCCUGCAGAGUUAUUUCUAAAAAGACAGGUUCGAACGAGAUUGUCACUGAUCAGACCCCAGUUUUCUCAGAGAAUGCAAAACAAAACAGAACCACCUCUUCCACGUGUUAGAGUUUUCACAGUAGGUCAACCUGUAUUGGUUAAGAAUUACAGGGGAGGGGAGAAGUGGUUGAAUGGAGUUAUAAGAGAAAUCCUGGGUCCUGUAACCUACAGUGUGGAAGUGAAUGGGAAGUGUGUUAAAAAACAUGUAAAUCAGAUGCUGGGAGUAAAUGGAAAUCCAGCUCAGUGGACACAAACAGACUCUUGUACUGGAAAUUUUUGGAAUGAUGAUGUCAUAUACAGCUUUUUGUGA